Molecule: messenger RNA, 306 nt
Organism: Racocetra persica
Lineage: Eukaryota; Fungi; Glomeromycota; Glomeromycetes; Diversisporales; Gigasporaceae
Source: the annotation of a GenBank genome assembly
AUGAAAUUUAUACCAGAAGUUGCUAAAACUUACAACACAACCUUUGAUCUCUAUAAUCAAGUUAGCAAUAGUCAGUCAAAAUUCAAAUAUGAAGCCAAAAAUUGGUUAGCACAGUAUUAUGAUAAAAACAAUGAAUAUCAACAAGCUUUUGAGCUUUAUUUAGAUAUUAACAUUAGAAGAUCUAACAAUUUUCAAAAAACUAAUUUAUUGUUAGCAGAACAUAUUAAAAAUAAUAAAGAUGAGAUUGGUGUUAGUAAAGAUAAAGAGAAAGCUUUAAAACUCACAAAAGAAUCUUUAGAUAAAUGA